GCCAGUGGACAAAUUCAUAAACAAGAGCUCCAGUUCCCUGGAACCUGAGUCGGGAGACCUGCAGCUCACUUUCUCCCUGUUUGCUGGCCAGCAGGGUUUGUGGCCGCCUCUGCUGUGACGCCACAGCCUGGUGAGGAGGGGGCUGCAGUUCCUCAGGAAACUGCCAGUGGACAAAGUCAUAAACAAGAGUUCCAGUUCCCUGGAACCUGAGUCGGGAGGCCUGCAACUCACUUUCUCCCUGUUUGCUGGCCCAGACAGGCCUGUGCUAGAGGGCUGGAUAGUGUGGUAGUGUGGUGGAUAGAGUGCUGCCUCUAUCCACAACGCAGCCAUAUGCUGACUGAAGAUAACUUUGUGUCUGGAAGAGCCCUCUGAUUUCUUACACUAAUGGCCUUACACGACAUGGAGGAUUUUACAUUUGAUGGAACAAAGCGCUUAAGUGUCAACUACGUGAAGGGAAUUCUUCAACCGACAGACACCUGUGACAUCUGGGAUAAGAUCUGGAACUUCCAAGCCAAGCCUGAUGACCUGCUUAUUUCUACCUAUCCUAAAGCAGGAAUGUACUAUACUAGAUGUCUAUUCAUCUUCAUUUUACGUGCACGUAAGGAACAACAUGGACUCAGGAGAUAGUGGAAUUAAUACAAAAUGAAGGUGAUGUGGAGAAAAGUAAACGGGCACCGACUCAUCAACGAUUUCCUUUCCUCGAAAUGAAAAUCCCAUCCUUAGGAUCUGGUUUGGAACAAGCUCAUGCAAUGCCCUCACCACGGAUCCUGAAAACACAUCUUCCCUUUCACUUGCUGCCACCAUCCUUGCUAGAGAAAAACUGUAAGAUAAUCUAUGUAGCAAGAAAUCCCAAGGACAACAUGGUGUCCUAUUACCAUUUCCAAAGAAUGAAUAAAGCUCUUCCUGCUCCAGGAACAUGGGAAGAGUAUUUUGAGACUUUUCUGGCUGGGAAAGUGUGCUGGGGCUCCUGGCAUGAACAUGUGAAAGGAUGGUGGGAAGCCAAAGACAAACACCGUAUUCUCUAUCUCUUCUAUGAGGACAUGAAGAAGAACCCAAAGCAUGAAAUUCAGAAGCUGGCAGAAUUUAUUGGGAAGAAAUUAGAUGACAAAGUUCUAGAUAAAAUUGUCCAUUACACUUCGUUUGAUGUCAUGAAACAGAAUCCAAUGGCAAACUAUUCAUCGAUUCCUGCUGAAAUCAUGGACCACUCCAUUUCUCCAUUCAUGAGAAAAGGGGCAGUGGGAGACUGGAAGAAACACUUCACCGUGGCUCAGAAUGAGAGAUUUGAUGAAGAUUACAAGAAGAAAAUGACUGAUACCAGACUAACUUUCCACUUCCAGUUCUAGUAAGGAAGAAAAACUGAAAAUGUUUUAGUUUAUUACCCAGUAUAUUUGGGUAAUAAUGAAAGUUUAAUUCUCAUAACAAAUGAUAUCAGAUUCCAGUUAUCAGAAUAGUUUACUGUGUUUGCUCUUAUUCACUCUACUAAAAAAUUAUUUUAAAAGGCUGGAGGCAAGGUGGUGACAGGCAGCAGGGUGGCGACAUGGAGAGAGGGAAGCUCAAUAAAUCACUAGGUACAAUCCUGGUAUCAUUGCCAAUUAUCAUCAUAUUUACAUUUUCUACAAUCAUGUGCUUAUUAACAUAUUGGAAAUGCUUCAGUCCUCACAUGAUAAUACACUAACAUUUUCAGAUUAAGUUUUGGUUCAAGUUAAUUUUUUUUUUUUUUUUUUUGAGACGGAGUCUCGCUCUGUCGCCCAGGCUGGAGUGCAGUGGCACGAUCUCGGCUCACUGCAAGCUCUGCUUCCUGGGUUCACGCUAUUCCCCUGCCUCAGCCUCCCGAGUAGCUGGGACUAUGGGCGCCCACCACCACUCCCGGCUAAUUUUUUUUUUUGUAUUCUUAGUAGAGACGAGGUUUCACCGUGUUAGCCAGGAUGUUCUCGAUCUCCUGACCCCAUGAUCCACCCGCUUCGGCCUCCCAAAGUGCUGAGAUUACAGGCGUGAGCCACUGCGCCCAGCCGGUUCAAGUUAAUUUUUAAAUGCAUCACUAACGUGUAAAUAGUGACUGUUUGUUCCAGCAAUUUUUUGGUGGUGAAGUAACCAUCAAGUGAUUCAGGUUCCUCUUGGAACCCUCCAAGAAAAACUUCAGGGUCCUAGUGUAAUACAUCUGUCCCCAUCUCUCACUGGCGUAUAUAUUUAACUGGACUCACUCUCCCACCCUCAGCUAAUGCUACAAUCCUGGAGUCACCUCUUGACUCAUCUUUCCCAUUGCCACCACAAUCCAUUCUAAUAUGUCAGAAAAUCUGUCAGUUUUAAUCUACGAAAUCUCUUAAAAUAUUUCCGUCUAACCAUUCCUUGUUUUCCUUCUAUUUCUAUAGCCACCCUUCUGGUUCACAAACCUUUUACUUCUUGCCUCAACUAGUGUAAUAGCUUCCUAACCCAUUUCUCUCUAUUUCAGACAGAUGGCAAGGUUAUUUUCCUUAAAAAGACUCUUAUUAUGUUGUUCCUUAGCUCAAAAUCCUUCAAUGGCUGAACUUUCACUGCCUGAAAGAUAAAUCCCAAGAUUUUAGCCAUGCAUUCAAGAGCAGCUAUAACCAUAAUGACUCCAGCCUUCACACUUCCAGCUUCACCUUCCAAACCACCUCCAUAUUCCAGCAAAUUAGCCUACUUACUGGGUCCUAGUCACAUCUUACCACUUCCUACCCUCCCAGUUUUAUUUAUACCAAGCCUCCUCCUGAAAUUUCUCUUCCUUUCUUUCUACCUACCCAAGACAUACCACGUGCUUCAAUAACCAGUCCCUUCCUCCUACAAACACUACAACCUGGAAAGCACUCUUGCUUUUCUGAAGUCCUCUAUACUUAGUGUAACUCUUCUGUGAUGAAGAUUAAAGUGUAUUAUGGCAACUCUCA
Messenger RNA from Homo sapiens (human), 2900 nucleotides. It is a transcript of the gene SULT1C4, whose product is annotated as sulfotransferase family 1C member 4. Gene Ontology annotation, molecular function: sulfotransferase activity; steroid sulfotransferase activity; aryl sulfotransferase activity. Gene Ontology annotation, biological process: sulfur compound metabolic process. The record is from RefSeq and is a predicted model, not a curated record. Bases 705 to 1343 code for a protein of 212 amino acids. The transcript has 7 exons. Gene Ontology annotation, cellular component: cytosol. NCBI's taxonomy places the organism in Eukaryota, Metazoa, Chordata, Mammalia, Primates, Hominidae.